Salvia hispanica is the source of this 555-nucleotide messenger RNA. The record is from RefSeq and is a predicted model, not a curated record. NCBI's taxonomy places the organism in Eukaryota, Viridiplantae, Streptophyta, Magnoliopsida, Lamiales, Lamiaceae.
AUGAUCCUUGAAGCAAUCGUUGACCACAGUCUUUGGAUUAGGCAUGCUCACUUUGGCGUGGCGGGGUCCAACAACGACAUCAAUGUGCUGAACUCGUCCAGUCUCUUCACCGAGCAAUGCAAUGGCAACGGUCCGGUUAUCAGCUUCACUGCCAACGGACGAAAGCAUCAUAUGGGGUACUACUUAGCCGACGGCAUUUACCCGAGAUGGCCAGUUUUCUUGAAGAUGAUCUCCUGCCCAACGGGUGCGAGGAGAGAGUUUUUUGCGGCAAAGCAGGAGGCUGCACGGAAGGACAUGCUGCGAGGAUUCGGUGUGCUUCAAGCGCGUUGGGGAAUAGUGAAAGGCCCGGCUCGUUCCUGGUACAGGCAUCAUAUCGCCAAUGUCAUGUACGCGUGCAUCAUCUUGCACAACAUGAUUAUUCACGAUGAAGGUCGUGCAGCUAGCCAGUGGUCCGACGAUGAAGCCGCUCCGAGCGCAGGUCAUGCAGCCCCGCCUGUCGUUCAGCGAGAGAUUACAAGCUCAGGAGAGCAUGCGCAACCAACAAGCUCAUCUUGA